GCUUAAGGGUAUCAUGACUCAAAAUAUUCCAACGUGACAUCCUUAUGUGGGCGGAUUGAGGCAGCAUCGCUUGGUCAGAGGGCGAGAGAUCUUAUAUAAAACAUAGAUAACAAUCAACCGUAUACUCUCACUUUGAAAAAGUUAACUCGAAGAAUACUUCCUAGUUCAGUCUACAAACACUUCAUUUCACGCCGCUCUUCGAGAGAGAGAGAGAAAUAUCAAAGAAACAACAGAAAGAAAAAAAGAGAAAGCAGUAAGAAAAAUCUCUGCCGACUAAACUUUUUCACUAAAUCGCGACUAACUUAAACCAAUGAAAGCGUAAAUUGCUAUCACGUGACAAGAGAUUAGUGUAAAUAUUCAAUUUCCAUUUGACAACUUUUUCUAUACCAUUUAACUGUUACUACGUGAGAAGUGUGUAUACCCACCUUGCGACUCUUAUCAAUAAGUUAACUGCAAUACACACACAAACGCACACGCGAUGGGCCUAAAGUUAUUUUUUCUGCUUCUAUCGCUUACUGGAACGAUCACAUUGUCAAAGACGCAGGUUCCAGAAAGGGAACGACAAAAAGUAAACAAAUUGACAUCACUGAAAGACUUGCAGGAGUUUUUACAUGUAAACGAUGGCGAUUUCCAAUAUGCCAGUACAAAUGAAAUUGUCAAUGCUGAUUUUUGCUCACCCCGGUUGACUACAAUAGAGAUUCCUCAACCAACAGAAUACAACAAGUAUUAUUGGCCAAAAUGUACCCGAGUAAAAAGAUGUGGAGGUUGUUCUGAACACGAGUCACUUGCCUGUGUUCCCACUGCUAAAGGAAAAGUUUUUAAAAAAGUACAAGUUGUGCGGUUAAAUUAUGACUAUUACGGAGCUCCAAGCAUGACUUUGGACAGAGUAGUUGGUAUCGAUCUUGAAACACAUACAGAUUGUGAACAAGUUUGCAAAGUGACAGAAGAUGAUUGCGAUGACAAAAUACAUAUCUACAGUUCUGCAGAUUGCUCCUGUCGCUGCAAACCGUCUUUAAAUACCAGAUGUACACAUCCUAAGACCUGGAACAAGAAGACUUGUCGCUGCACAUGUCCAAAAUUAAAAGCUUGUGGACAUGGUCUGUACUUUAAUAAAAUUCUUUGCACAUGCCAACAUUACCGAGGCUAUGAUGGAACUAACUUUGCAUCUGCUAAUGCCAGUUUUGUGAAGCAAAGCGAAAUUUCAAAAUCAGGGAGCAACCAGCUUGAUUCUAACAGGAUAAACAGUGAUGGUAAACCCCAGACCGAACGUGCUAAAACUGAUGCUGCUAUUACCAAUGGCCAGUCAACCGAUGAUCUUGAUAAAGGAAGUUUCCUGAUGGAGAUUCUAUCCACCGAAGGUCUUAAAACAACGACGAUGCCAACGACAAUAGAGACGACCACUGAAAAGAAAACAACUCCGAAGAUUACGAAACCUUCAAAAACGGCUAAUAUUUGUGCUUCAAAGAAAUGUCCUCCCAGGUGGAUGCCUGUUUUGCAAAGGAAUGGUCUCUGUGGCUGUAAACCUAACUUUGGUUAAAGACAAUUGAGCUAUAUCGAUGUGAGAAUUUAUUAUAUAAGUAGACACCAAACAUCAUACAUUUAUAUAUAUAUAUAUAUAUAAUAUAUAUAUAUAUAUAUAUAUAUAUAUCUAUAUAUAUAUAUACAUAUAUAUAUAUUUGUAUAUCUAUGUUUGAAGGAGGGCAAAGUAUUUACUCAUUACAGAGAAGAGUAAUAUUUCAUCUCUGUAACUGUUAUAGAGUAUUUUCUCUUCCCCUUUUAGAAUAGGAAGAGAUGCACAAAUAUAUUUUUUUUAACCUUUGUUAGAAAGGGAUCAGUUAUAUUUCUCCAUCUUAAAUAAUAAUUAUAAUAUUUUAUUCCAAAACUGAAAGGGAGGAACAAUCUAUUGUACAUAUAUACACACAUUAUAUAU
Messenger RNA from Octopus sinensis (East Asian common octopus), 1930 nucleotides. Its product is annotated as vascular endothelial growth factor D. The transcript is spliced from 6 exons. Gene Ontology annotation, cellular component: membrane. Gene Ontology annotation, biological process: positive regulation of cell population proliferation; positive regulation of protein autophosphorylation. The coding region runs from base 479 to 1537 and encodes 352 amino acids. The record is from RefSeq and is a predicted model, not a curated record. Gene Ontology annotation, molecular function: growth factor receptor binding; growth factor activity. Lineage: Eukaryota; Metazoa; Mollusca; Cephalopoda; Octopoda; Octopodidae.